AUGAUGCUGCUUCUUCAUGUGCUGAUGCUGUUGCUUCUCUCUGGCAGUUCAGCCAAAGUUGUGGACAAUUUUGAGAGUAAAUGUGGUAAAUUUUUUGCAAAUAAAAAAUCACAGACAAAACUUCCUGGAUCACAAUACAAGCAGAUCUGCCAAACUUUAAAUAAUUUUGAUUAUUAUGCCACAUUCUACGACACCAACAACAAGAUCCCUGUGUACUCAUCUUACAAGUUUAAAGGGCUAAAGGGUUGCACAAGACAAAACAAGUGGUACAUUGAACCUCAACUUGACGACAAUAAUGAAUCAUCAAACAUGACAUACGAGAACGAUGUGAAAAUGCCAAGACUUGGAGACAAUCAAGCUCUCAAUGGAGACUACGAGGGCUCUGGGUACGACAAAGGUCAUCUAGCACCAGUCUACCAGGCACAGUCACAGGACUGUGCUGAUGCCACCUUCACUCUCACCAAUGCUGCUCCACAAAACCCCUCUUUUAACCGAGGUCAGUGGAGGGUACUAGAAAACAAAAUUGCAGCUGAUCUGUCCAAUCGAUGUCUACCGAAGAAGUAUUCUGUUUACAUUGUGACAGGGGUGGUACCAGGUACUAAAAACAUAAAAGAAAAUAGAGUGAAAGUGCCUAGUCAUUUCUGGACUGCGUACUGCUGCUUAGACAACAAUAAAAUAUGUCAGAUCUCAAGCGGGUUUAUUGGAAAGAAUGAGAAUGUUACUCCCGAAGAAAAAACUGUGAAGAAUUUAGAGGAAGAGUUGGAAAUUCUUUAUAAAAUCAAACCCUUUAACUUGUUUUAA
Labeo rohita (rohu) is the source of this 801-nucleotide messenger RNA. RefSeq names its product endonuclease domain-containing 1 protein. Gene Ontology annotation, molecular function: metal ion binding; nucleic acid binding; hydrolase activity. Bases 1 to 801 code for a protein of 266 amino acids. The record is from RefSeq and is a predicted model, not a curated record. The transcript has 2 exons. NCBI's taxonomy places the organism in Eukaryota, Metazoa, Chordata, Actinopteri, Cypriniformes, Cyprinidae.